Messenger RNA from Pantherophis guttatus, 2025 nucleotides. It is a transcript of the gene LIPI, whose product is annotated as lipase I. Gene Ontology annotation, molecular function: glycerophospholipase activity. Gene Ontology annotation, biological process: lipid catabolic process. Lineage: Eukaryota; Metazoa; Chordata; Lepidosauria; Squamata; Colubridae. The record is from RefSeq and is a predicted model, not a curated record.
ACAAAAUAUUGCCUGUUCACAGCAGAUCAAGUACUGUAAAAGGCAGUAUAAAAUCUGAUUUUGAGAAUCUGGAGGAAAGAACUUUUUGUGAUUUAAAAGAUAUACAACUCCUCAGGAAAAGAAACUGCCUCGCCUAUUUAAAUUGGGAGGAGGAGCUGUAGGUUGCAAAAACUCUAAGACUGGACUUUAAUCUGCCAAGUAUUUCCUUCAGUGUACCACGCCUGUGGUGACGUUUAAUUUAAGCAAAAAUCAACAUGUUACAAGGAAAUAGCAGUACCAUCCUUUCUAUUGCAUGCUGCUUUCCGAAUACUCCCAAUGUUGAGGUUGUGUUUUUUCAUUUGUUUUGUGGCAUACUGUGCGAGAGCAGGUCAAGAAUGUCCUAAAUUCACAGAUCUUAAUUUUGGCAAUGCUGUGAUUGGCACAGAUCUGAAGGUGAAACUGCUUUUGUACACACGAAGAAAUAAAGACUGUGCUGAGCUUCUUGAUGAACAUAAUAUAACAACUUCUACACAUUUUAAUGUAACCAAGAAUAUUGUCGUUAUCAUCCAUGGGUAUAGAUUUACAGGUUCUCCUCCAAUAUGGAUUGAUACAAUUAAAAAUCUUCUGCUUGAAAAACAAGACUUCAACAUCAUUAUAGUAGAUUGGAAUCGGGGUGCAACAACAGUGAAUUAUUUUAGUGCUGUUUCUAGUGCGAAGAAUGUAGUACCCAGUUUAACACAUCUUAUUGAUCAAAUGUUGGAAAAUGGUGUUGCUGCUAAUUCUAUUUAUAUGAUUGGUGUAAGUCUUGGGGCUCAUAUAGCUGGAUUUGUUGGGAAGAAAUAUAAUGGGAAAAUUGGAAGAAUUACAGGUCUUGACCCAGCAGGUCCAUUAUUUGCCAGAAAGCUGGCUGAUGAGAGACUGGAUCAUACUGAUGCCCAGUUUGUGGAUGUCAUUCAUUCUGAUACUGAUGGUUUUGGUCUCAAGGAGUCUUUAGGAAACAUUGAUUUCUAUCCAAAUGGAGGAAUAGAUCAGCCUGGAUGUCCAAAGACAAUACUUAGUGGAUCAUCUUAUUUCAAAUGUGAUCAUCAGAGAUCUGUUUUUUUGUAUAUGUCAUCUUUACAACAUAACUGUGAUAUAACUGCAUAUCCUUGUGAAUCGUAUAAGGAUUACAGGAAUGGAAAAUGUGUGAGCUGUAAUUUUAAAUCGCUUCCAUGCCCAAUAGUAGGAUAUUAUGCUGAUAAAUGGAAGGAUCAUUUACUUGAAAAGAAUCUUCCCAUGACAACAGCUUACUUUGAUACUUCAGACAAAGACCCAUUUUGCAUGUAUCAUUAUUCUUUGGAUAUUAUUACAUGGAAUAAAAGCACUAGGAGUGGUUUCAUAAAUAUCAAAAUAACAGAUAAUUCAGGAAAUACAAUAGAAUCCAGAAUUAAUAGCGAUGCCGCUGUAUUUCAACAAUAUAGGCAAACAAAAAUACUUGCUGGAUUUUAUCUGGAUUUUGGAAACAUUUCAGCAAUUGCUUUGACAUUUUCUACAAGGAGUACAGUGGGCCCCAAGUACAAGCUUAGAGUUCUCAAAAUGAGAUUAAAAUCUCUCUCACAUCCAGAAAGGAUCCAGUUAUGCAGAUAUGAUUUAAUACUUGUGGAAAAUGUUGAAACAACUUUUACACCUAUCCCAUGCUAUGAGAUAAAUAUGCAGGACAAUUGAUUAUUUCAGGAUAUUGUAUGCAAGAAAUUAAAGAGAGCAACAUGAACUGGUAACAAGUUUAAUUGGCUUCCUUCAAGACAUUUAAUUUGCCAAUUUUAUGACUACCUCUGAAGAUCACAAAUGAACUUUUAAAAGAAAUUCAAAUAUUUUUCAUGUGCCUAGUUGCAUAUGUUAGCAAUCAAUUUCUAGUUGACAAGCACUCAGCUGUGAAUUAUUUUUUGAGAAGAUUUCGAUUUCAGUCUUAUGCACAAUGAUGCUGACAUACCAUUGAAAUUAACAGUAAUAACUUCAUCACUAAAUGCAGGAUCAUAGUACAUUAAAAUAUAUGUGCCAAUGCUUUUA